Messenger RNA from Ascoidea rubescens DSM 1968, 660 nucleotides. RefSeq names its product kinase-like protein. Gene Ontology annotation, biological process: protein phosphorylation. Gene Ontology annotation, molecular function: ATP binding; protein kinase activity. The transcript has a single exon. Lineage: Eukaryota; Fungi; Ascomycota; Saccharomycetes; Ascoideales; Ascoideaceae. Bases 1 to 660 code for a protein of 219 amino acids. The record is from RefSeq and is a predicted model, not a curated record.
AUGAGAGAAGUGGAGAUUGUUGGUGAUCGAGUAAUAAAGUGCACUACCCUCCAAGAAGCACGUAAUUUAGAAUACGUGCAAAACAAAGUAUCUUGUCCCAAGAUCUAUGACUAUUACACAAAGGACUCCAAGUUCUACAUUGAAAUGGAAUAUAUUGCUGGAAAGACGUUAUAUGACAUUUUGCCAGAAUUAAGUGAAGAGCAGAAACAGACUGUCACAGAUAAUAUCGUAAAUGAGUUGAAUAAACUUAAGGAAGAAACAUCAAACGAAAUAUGUGGAAUUGAUGGUACUACAAUUUAUGGUCCAUUGAUUGACCAUAUGAAGUUUGAAUCUGAAAGGGAGUUCAACAAGCACAUCUCUUCAUAUUUAAAAAUCGAUCCAAGAUUAGUUAGAUUUGGAGAGCUUGUUCUACCCACCGAUAGUAUCAUUUGCCUUCGCCACGGUGAUUUGAAUUGCCAUAAUAUUAUUGUCAAAGAUGACAUGAGUGUUGUUUUAAUUGAUUGGGAGUAUAUGGCAUUUUUGCCUGAAUAUUGGGAUUUGAUGAAAUUGUUUCUUGUUGGGCCAAUGGAUAAUGAGGCUCCCAUGUUGGUUUUUAAUACUUCCGUCAAUAAGAAGGCUUUAUUGAUUUACACUCUUAUUAUAAAUUUCAUGUAUGGUUAA